UGCACGCUCGCCCUCUCGCUCACACACACUCGCCCACUGGCCGCCCCACUCGCUCUCUGCCGAGAAAAAAGCUGAUAAACGGUGGACAAAAGCAAAGCAAACGUAACGAAACGAAACCAAACCGACACCGAACUUUUGCCCAAGUGCAGUUUUAUUUAAUCAGUGUGCAAAGACGCGUUGUUUGGUUAACGCCGGCCGACGGCUCAGCGAAACACAUAAAUUUAUACAAAUAAUAACCACAACACCACACUUACACAAAUAUUUUUUUUUUGCAAGUCCUACGCGUGUGAAUAACUAGAAUACCUAGCCCCUUCCUUCACAGCAAAAUCAAAGCCCCUUUUCAACGGAAUUGUGCAUAAAAAUAGACCUAUUUUCAUGGCCUAAACCAGGGACCAUAAUGGUUUUGGAGACCUCCGAGGGCGAUACCAAAAAGUUCCUGACCAACAACAAUAACUCGAGUGCCAGUCGAAAUAACAACAACCACAACAGCAACAGUAGCAACUAUAACAACAACAACAGUAAUCAUCACAGUCCCAAGGAAAUUGAGGAGGAGACUGGCCGAAGUAGCAGCACCAGCACCAGCAGCAGCAGCAUCCCCAUCCCCAUCCCCAUACCCACCAACGCCCACCGGACCACCACCGGUCAGCAUCUGCUGGGUGGCUCCCCAUCGAGCGGCAGCUCCACAUCCGUUUCCGGUUGCGGCAUGCCCUCCGAGGGCCUCCAUCCGACGGCCGCCCUCCAAUUGUAUGCCGCCGCCGCCCAACUGGCGCCCAACGGCGUCCGCGUACCGCCCUGGGGUCCCUUCCUGCAGUUCGGCGUGCCGGGCGUCUUUGGUCCCAAUGGACCAUUUCUCGGGCGGCCACGUUUCGAUGCCGCCUCCGCCGGCGGACAUCCGAAUUCCGCUGCUGCUGCCGCCGCCGCCACGCAAAUGGCCGCCGUUAAUGCCAGCAAUGCGUUCGCCAAUCUAACGGGACUGAGCGCGGCGGCGCUGCGUAACGUGAGUGCCGCCCAAACGACGGCGGUGGCGGCCGUCGCCAGUACAGUGGCCACCAUACAGCACCGACUGAUGAUCGGCAAUCGACAGAGUUUGCCGCCGGCGGGUCCGCCCAGCGAAGGAUCCAACGAGGAUGGCGGUUUUCCCGGCGACGGCGACGACGACAGCAGCGCGGCCAAGCGACGCAGGUCGCGCACCAACUUCAACUCCUGGCAACUGGAGGAGCUGGAGAGGGCCUUCUCCGCCAGCCACUAUCCGGACAUCUUCAUGCGCGAGGCGCUGGCCAUGCGGCUGGACUUGAAAGAGUCGCGAGUUGCGGUAUGGUUCCAGAAUCGACGUGCCAAGGUGCGUAAGCGCGAGCACACGAAGAAGGGACCCGGCCGCCCCGCCCACAACGCCCAGCCGCAGACCUGCAGCGGCGAGCCCAUUCCGCCCAACGAGCUCAAGGCCAAGGAGCGAGCCCGGCGCCGAAAGAAACUGGCCAAGGCCAUCGACCGGCAGGCGCGCAAGCUGCAGGCCAAGGGCAUCACCGUGGACCUGGAGGCCCUCAAGGCCGAGUACAUAUCACAGCACAAGGCGAACGGCACCUUCUCCGACUCGGAUCUGGAGGACGAUGGCAUCCAGAUCGACGUGGUGGGCGGCACGGACAGCGACGACGAGGGCGACAGCGACGCCGUCAGUCCAGUGCGUCUCGGUGGCGGCGGCGGAGGAGGAGGAGGUGGUGGCAGUGGCUCGGGAGGCGGCGGUGGUGGUGGUGGUGGCGCCUCCUCAUCGCUGCACUGCGGCAACCUGGAUGGCGAUGGCGAUAGUUCGCGGGCGGGCAGCUUCAUUGGCGGCGGCGGCAGUUUGGGCAGCCCCAGUUCGGUGGCUCCACCGUCGAUGCUCUCGAAUGGAGCGCUGCAGUUCGGCAAGCUGGAGCCGAUGGAUGGCAAUGAGUCCGAGGAGCGGGACAGGGAUUCGCGCGACUCGCCCAAGCCGCUGCUCUUCCCCGCCAAGGCCUUCCACCAACUGAACCUGCAGAGCAGCCAACAGCAUCACGCACUGGUCGUGGCUCAGGGUCAGGGCUCGGGAUCUGGACACGGCCACGGCCACGGGCAUGGUCAUGGGCAUGGGCACCAGCACCAGCACAACCAGCACCAGCAUCCGCAUCAGCACCAUCUUCACCAUGGCAGUGCAUCCGCCUCGGCGGCGGCGGCGGCAGUUGCGAAUCUGGUGCACCAGACAUCGCCGAUCAGCAUGCGGCGCAGCAAUCCCUUCAGCAUCGAGUCCUUGCUGUUCAACAACACGUGAGGCAACCACGCGAGGAUCCCGAUCCGGCCGCAUCCCCUCGAGAACUCCUGGAUUUCCGCGUUCCUAGUAUAUGUUGCUCAACUUGUUUCCACUUCUCGCACUCUAAGUUUCACCAUUUGUACGUAUCUUCGGUUCAGAGCUUGAAUAUAUGCCCUAAGUGAUUUAUUUAUUCCAAUGUAAUGUGUAGUGUAUUAUUUCGUCGUUUAUAUUUUGUAUUUUUUUGAUCGUACACCUUGUUCCCUGAGAGAGACUAAAUUAGUGUUGUAAAUGAAUUUAUUAUUUGUACCGCGUAUAUAUACAUACUAUAAAUAACCAUUUUUUUUUUGGAGUGGCUGAUGCCCAAAGCAAUGCUUGAAACAUGAAUAAUAUAAUUAUGUAAUAGAAGUCUAUUGACUAAGGACAUUUUUUUUCCAAGUGUGCAUGCGAUUGUGUGUGUGUGUAUGCGUGUGUGUGUGCGUGUGUGUGUGGGAGAGCGCGUGUGUAAAAAUGUAAUUUAAUUUAGCAAAACAAACGAAACACAAAGAAUUGAAAUAAUAAAAAAUCCACGAGUUAAGUAAGCGAAUAUUUUUUUUUUUUUUUUGUGUCGAUAAAAGCAGGCUAGAAUAUUACAAAUAUGAGAGAACCCACACAAUAUUACGUAUAGACAUGCAAAGAACGGCGAAAUGGCUGCUAAAAAAUUAUAUUGUAUCUAAAAAAAACUGAUUGUCAAACAAGAAUAAAAUGCGAAUCUGUAAAGAGAGAAAAACCACAUAAACAACAAAUUACGAUUAUUAUUUCCCCC
This is a messenger RNA of Drosophila santomea, 3065 nucleotides long. RefSeq names its product homeobox protein unc-4 (gene unc-4). The coding region runs from base 398 to 2284 and encodes 628 amino acids. Gene Ontology annotation, molecular function: DNA-binding transcription factor activity, RNA polymerase II-specific; sequence-specific double-stranded DNA binding. Lineage: Eukaryota; Metazoa; Arthropoda; Insecta; Diptera; Drosophilidae. The transcript has 4 exons. Gene Ontology annotation, biological process: regulation of DNA-templated transcription. The record is from RefSeq and is a predicted model, not a curated record.